This is a messenger RNA of Patella vulgata (common limpet), 4167 nucleotides long. Its product is annotated as lysosomal alpha-glucosidase. Gene Ontology annotation, biological process: carbohydrate metabolic process. Gene Ontology annotation, molecular function: carbohydrate binding; alpha-1,4-glucosidase activity. The coding region runs from base 313 to 3441 and encodes 1042 amino acids. The record is from RefSeq and is a predicted model, not a curated record. The transcript has 19 exons. Lineage: Eukaryota; Metazoa; Mollusca; Gastropoda; Patellidae.
GUUGAUAAUCAGCUGACAGAAGAGGAUAAAGGUUACGGAGAGUAUUUUUUAUUGUCAAAUCAGUGUUUAAAAUACUACAACGCGUGAUUGUGAUACUUAUAGAUGGCGAGAUGGCAAGGACAAGUAGAGAUAAAGCAUUAUAAACAUACCCAUCUAUUCCUAUCACGUAACACAAGUUUAUUUUGCUGAUACGUCGAAAGGGCAAUCGAGUCGACAGGAAAUCGAAAGUAGUCAUUCUCGGAGAGAAAAAAAUAAAACAAGACAGAAACAGCAUAUUGUGUGAUGUAAUCGAACAACAUUUUUUUGAAUAAAAUGGCACCACCGAAAUACUCAAGGCUUGAAGAUGCAGAAAAAUGCCCCGAACCAGUAAUCAAAGACGAUGAUGAAAUUAUUUUCAAGAAUAAAGAAAAGUUGAAAAGAUCAAGAAAUGAUAAACGAAAACAACGUAGUUGUUGUGGGAUAUUGUGUGAAGUAUUAAUUUUAUUAACAGUACUCCUGCUUUGUAUUAUGCUAAUUGAUACCCUUUUGGCAAAGGGUAAAGGCUGUAUAUUUUCAAAGUUGUAUAAUUAUACGAGGCAUAGUGGAUUGUUUCGACCCUCAUCCAAAUUAUCACCCACACCAGAGUAUGACCAGCAGAUGUAUAUCGAGGUUAUUGAGAUUGAUAUAGUAGAAGAUGUUGUUUAUCAACAAAUACCAAUAAAUGAUAAUCAUCAAAAAACACUUCAAGAAAUACCAAUAGGUCAUCAGCAAACACGUCAAGAAAUGUCAAUAAAUCAUCAGCAAACACCUCAAGAAAUACCAAUAAAUCAGAAGAAAACACAUCAAGGUAUUUCAAAAGUAAAUAAUGAUAGACAAUGUAAUAUUAUGGACAAUGGCAGAAAAUUUGAUUGUUACCCAGAAUCUCCUGUUACUCAAGAGAAGUGUGAAGCAAGGGGAUGCUGUUAUCAUGCUGUUAAUGGUAUCAAAGAAAACCCUGUAGGAGUUCCCUACUGUUUUUACCCUUUAAAUUAUCCUGGCUAUGUUGUGACAAGAAAAGAAAAGAAAGCACAAGGUUUUGAUGUAUUUCUCUCACGACCAACUCAAUCCUACUAUCCUGAUGAUGUCAUGGAUUUAAAAAUGGAAGUUAAAAUGGAAAAGACAUCGAGACUUCAUGUAAAGAUAUUUGAUGCAAAUAAUAGUCGAUGGGAGGUGCCAUUAGGAGUACCAGUAUCACCUAGUCCAGUUGAAGAUGUUGGUGAUAAUUUAUAUGAUGUAACUGUAGCUGAUGUUGGACAACCAUUUAAUUUUAAUAUUACACGAACUGGUACUGCAAAUAAAAUAUUAUUGUUACAGACAACUGGAGCGUUUAUUUUUGCUGAUCAGUUUCUACAGUUGUCCUAUUUUCUAUCAUCAAAUUAUAUUUAUGGUUUAGGAGAACAUCGAGAUACAUUAGUUCAUAGUAUGGACUGGUCAAGAUUCACUAUGUGGAACAGAGAUCAACCCCCAACAGAAAAAGCCAAUCUGUAUGGUGAUCAUCCAUUUUAUUUAAAUAUUGAAGAUGGUGGAAGCAGUCAUGGUGUUUUUCUUUUAAACAGCAAUGCUAUGGAUGUUAUAUUACAACCAGCGCCUGCUAUAACAUGGAGAACUAUUGGUGGUGUCAUAGAUUUAUACAUGUUCCUGGGUCCAAGUCCUAAUGAUGUCAUACAGCAAUAUACAGAGGUCAUAGGUCAUUCAUUCAUGCCACCAUAUUGGAGUCUAGGAUUCCAUGUAUGUAGGUGGGGCUAUGCAACUGUAAAUGAAACCCUAGGUGUAGUUAAUAGAAUUGGAAAAUAUGGAAUUCCACAGGAUACCCAAUGGAAUGAUUUAGAUUAUAUGGAUAGUAGAAGAGAUUUUACCACUAACUUAACUGGUUUUGGUGAUCAAGGGGCAAUGGUUGAAGAUUUACAUAACAGAGGGAUGCAUUAUAUUAUGCUUGUUGAUCCUGGAAUAAGUAGUACAUCUAAAGCUGGUACAUAUGAACCUCUAGAUCUUGGUUUAAAGAUGGAUAUAUUUGUUAAAGAUCAUAAUGGAAAACCACUAGAAGGAAAGGUGUGGCCAGGUUUCACUUAUUUUCCUGAUUUUACUCACCCUAAUUCUCAGCAAUAUUGGACAACUAUCGUUAAAAACUUCCAUGAUAAAGUAGCUUUUGAUGGAAUGUGGAUUGAUAUGAAUGAAAUAUCUAAUUUUGUAAUUGGUUCAACUUCUGGUUGCCCAGAUAAUAAUCUAGAAAAUCCACCAUAUUUACCAGAUGUAAAUGGUGGAUCUUUGAGAGCCAAUACUAUCUGUACUAGUGCUCAGCAACAUUUAUCAACUCAAUAUAAUAUUCAUAAUAUGUAUGGAUAUACAGAAACAGUAGCCUCUUACCACGCUUUGCAAGAUAUUCGUGGAAAGAGACCAUUCGUAAUCUCACGAUCUACUUUCUCAGGUCAAGGUCACUAUGGAGGUCAUUGGACGGGAGAUAAUGCCGCAACAUAUCAUGAUAUGUAUAGAUCGAUAUCAGAAAUAAUUAAAAUGAAUAUGUUUGGUAUAACAAUGGUCGGAGCUGAUAUCUGUGGUUUCCGUGAAAAUACUUCAGAACAACUGUGUCAAAGAUGGCAUCAACUUGGUGCUUUUUAUACUUUUUCCAGAAAUCAUAACACACCUGGAACCAUUCCUCAAGAUCCAGCCUCAUUUGGUCCUGCCUUGGCAGAAUCCACUAGAAAAGUAUAUUUAAUACGAUACAAACUACUACCCUAUCUUUAUACUUUAAUACAUAAAAGUAAUAUGAUGGGUGAUACAGUUUUAAGACCUUUAUUCUUUGAAUAUCCCAAGGAUUCUGCUACAUACACCAAUGAUAGACAGUUUCUAUGGGGAUCAGCUUUAUUAAUAUCACCGGUUUUAGAACAGGAUGUAACAUCUCUAUCAGUUUAUUUUCCUGCUGAUAUGUGGUAUGAUUAUUAUACUGGUGAAUUAAUAACAAGUGAAGGUGGUGGUAAAAUAUUACAGACACCAUUAGAUAAAAUAAAUCUACAUGUUAGAGGUGGUUAUAUUCUUCCCUGGCAGUAUCCUAAUACAACCACGAUACAGAGCCGAAAGAAUAAAUUUGGUUUGCUCGUUGCUCUGAAUUCUACACGUCAAGCAGAAGGCGACUUAUUCUGGGAUGAUGGUGACACUAUUGAUACUGUAGGUGUAAAACUGUAUAAUACUAUACUCUUUAAUGCUGAUAAGAAUGGUGUAUACAGCAGUCCAUUAUUUAUUGGAUACAAGGAUGAACCCAUGUUAUUAGGAAAUGUGACAGUAUUUGGUUUACAGCAACAACCUUCUACAGUAACAGUCAAUGGACAAUCUGCAAAUUAUAAUUUUAAUUCACAAUAUAAGGUUUUGUAUGUUACCAAUUUCUCCAGUACCUUAUUACAACCAAUAAAAAUAUUGUGGACAUUUUGAAAUUUACAUGAAAAAAAUAUAUCAAAAUAAUAAUGAUACUAUAAUUAAUUGAGUUAAUUUGCACAUGGUUUGUAGUAAUAAUUGCUUGAAUUGAUUGAAAUAUGUAUGUUUUAGGAGUGACUGAUAUGUUUAUCUAAGAAUAAUUGUUUUAUUUUCUGUCUAUUAUGUUAUUUGUUUACUUUUAGCUUUGCUUGAAUUGAUCGAAAUUGUGUGUGUUCGAGUGACUGAUAUGUUUAUCUAAGAAUAAUUGUUUUAUUUUCUGUUUAUUAUAAAAGAUAUGCUAUUUUUUUUACUUUUAGCUUUGCUUGAAUUGAUUGAAAUUGUGUGUGUUUGAGGAGUGACUGAUAUCUUUAUCUACAAAUAAUUUGUUUUACUUUCCCUUUGUAUAUUAUACACCAAUUUGAUUUUCUUUUCUUCGGGGAAACAGACUAAUUUAAAAACUGAAAGUAGCCUACCAGGUUGCAUAGACUUACAGGAAUUUUUUCAGGCAUUUCAGGACUGACCCCCCCCCCCCCACAUUCAGCCUGUAUGGCAUGGCAUUUGAUGCAAUUUGAAAAAAAGAGCUCUCGAUUUAAUCUGUAGUAUUCAGUAUUAUAAAGCAGAAAUUGAAUACCAGGUACAUGUAUUUUAUGAAUUAUAUUUUAUAAGGAUAUAUAUAUAUAUAUAUAUGCAUUUAAUUUUUUAUGCCUGCAUGACUUUCAUUGUUUGUUAAUUUUUAAUUUUAUU